Orcinus orca (killer whale) is the source of this 2138-nucleotide messenger RNA. It is a transcript of the gene METTL17, whose product is annotated as methyltransferase like 17. Bases 68 to 1450 code for a protein of 460 amino acids. Gene Ontology annotation, biological process: translation. Gene Ontology annotation, cellular component: mitochondrial small ribosomal subunit. The record is from RefSeq and is a predicted model, not a curated record. Gene Ontology annotation, molecular function: methyltransferase activity; structural constituent of ribosome. Lineage: Eukaryota; Metazoa; Chordata; Mammalia; Artiodactyla; Delphinidae. The transcript has 14 exons.
AUGUUCGCCGCGGCGAGAGAGAGGGUCACUGCACCUAAAUUUCCGGUUCCGGUUCACCUCUGGCUCCAUGGCGACCGCUAGAGGACCGGCGUAUCUGCUGACAUUAGGCAGAUGGCGCCGCGGCCUCGGAAUAGCUACCCAGUCCCGAGCGCUCGCUGCCCUCGUGCCCGGCGUAUCCCAGGUGGAUAACAAGUCUGAUUUCCUGGGGAAGAGGUCCCAUCGCCGACACCCCGGCAUCCUGCAGCUGUCGCACGUGCGGCUGCCUCAAGUAUUGGUUGACGCCGCGCAGUUACUGCUGCUGGAGAGCUCGAUGCCCAAUAUGGAGAAGCAGGUGCAAGCACUGACCAAUUAUCUCUGGAGUCGGCAUUUACCUGUAGAGCCAGAGGAGUUGCAAAGACGGGCUGUCCAUCUUGAGAAAAAAUUCCUGGAAAACGCAGACUCAUGUCAGAUGGAAAAACUUUGUGGAGAAGUGCUGCAUGCUCUGCGUAGAACUACCUAUCAUUGGCAAGAGUUGAGCUACAGUGAGGGACUGAGCCUGGUGUAUAUGGCAGCAAGACUGGAUGGUGGCUUUGCAGCAGUCUCCAGGGCAUUCCAUGAGAUCCAAGCUCGACUUCCAGAGUUCCAGCCGCAAACCUUGAUGGACUUUGGCUCAGGUACUGGCUCUGUCACCUGGGCUGCUCAUAGUACUUGGGGCCAGAGCCUACGGGAAUAUAUGUGCGUGGACAGCUCAGCAGCCAUGUUGGAAUUGGCAGAAAAGCUACUGAAAGGUGGUUCAGGAUCUGGGAUGCCUUAUGUGCCAGGUGUCUUUUUCAGACAGUUCCUACCUGUAUCACCCAAGGUACAAUUUGAUGUGGUGGUAUCAGCCUUUUCUCUCAGUGAACUGCCCAGCAAGGCCAACCGCACUGACGUAGUCCAAACCUUGUGGCGCAAGACAGGUCAUUUUCUGAUAUUGGUGGAGAAUGGAACAAAAGCUGGGCACUCCCUUCUCAUGGACGCCAGGGACCUGGUCCUUAACGGAAAAGAGAAGUCACCUUUGGACCCUCGACCUGGUUUUGUCUUUGCCCCGUGUCCCCAUGAACUUCCCUGUCCCCAGUUGACAGCCUCUAAGCCCCUGGCCUGUAGCUUUUCCCAGGCCUACCAUCCCAUCCCCUUCAGCUGGAACAAGAAGCCAAAGGAGGAAAAGUUCUCGAUGGUAAUCCUUGCUCGAGGGUCUCCGGAGGAGGCUAAUCGCUGGCCCCGAAUCACUCAGCCUGUUCUUAAACGGCCACGCCAUGUGCAUUGUCACCUGUGCUGUCCAGAUGGGCAUAUGCAGCAUGCUGUGAUCACAGCCCGCAGACAUGGCAGGGAUUUGUAUCGCUGUGCCCGUGUCAGCUCCUGGGGAGAUCGUUUACCUGUGAUCACGCCAUCUGAGCUUCCUCCAUCACCUGCUCAAGAUCCCCCUGAGAGUUGACAAGGAUGUGUAACGUGUUUUCUUCUAUCAUGACUGCCAAGGCUGAAGCUACCUGGUAUCCAGGAUGGGAGUGCUGGUACUUUUACAGCAAAAAACUAGUUAACAUAGCCUCCAUUAUAGUAGGCCUUAUUCUUUUAGCUCACUCGGCCAUCCUUUCACAGAUGCUUUUCUUUCUUGUUUAAUUGCACUUUGCAAAUGAUGGCCUUCUAGCUAGAAUUGUACUAUGCACCUGGUGUUUACUCCUCCAAGGAAACACUCCCUAACACUCCCUUCCCUUGUGAGCAUUGUUCAUUCCAGAAAGAAGGUCACCGUGCGAUAAUCUCAAGGACCACCAGAACCAGUCUGGAGAGGAGAGCACCUAACACGAGCUUUGAAAUUUUCCAGAAGUGAAGAAUGCAAGCUUGCAUCUACCCUGAUCCUUAUCUGUGGCCCUAUUUUCCACUUCCAAACUAUAAGACCCCUUGCUGUUCUCUCUUAAGGGAGGGCACGGUCUUUAGGGCAUUAGCCUGAUGUGGCCUCCUUUGCCUGGCAAAGCAAUAAAAGCUACUCUUUUAUACUUCACCGAAAACUCUGUCUCUGUGUCUCUGUUCAGCACUGGUGAACAGAGGCUGAGUGUCAGCAACAGUACCCCUAUAUAGCUGUGUUUGCUUAGGUUUUAAUAAUAAUUAAAAGUUUUCAAAGAAUGGAA